This is a messenger RNA of Platichthys flesus (European flounder), 6810 nucleotides long. RefSeq names its product phosphodiesterase 4A, cAMP-specific (gene pde4a). Gene Ontology annotation, biological process: signal transduction. The transcript is spliced from 15 exons. Gene Ontology annotation, cellular component: nucleus; cytosol; perinuclear region of cytoplasm. The coding region runs from base 933 to 3275 and encodes 780 amino acids. Lineage: Eukaryota; Metazoa; Chordata; Actinopteri; Pleuronectiformes; Pleuronectidae. Gene Ontology annotation, molecular function: 3',5'-cyclic-AMP phosphodiesterase activity. The record is from RefSeq and is a predicted model, not a curated record.
GGAUGGAGAGAUGAUGGCCCACACGGAUCAGGAUCUCCGCAAUUACCAGUUUGUGUCUUUUUAUGAUGCAUUCUGACCAAAUCCAAAACCUGGAUCGCAAAGGACAAAGGAUCGUGUGCGUAUUUGCUGGACACAAUCCAACCAUUCUUCUCUUUUAUUGAAGGAAGGAUGAGUGUCUGUGUGGAGGACGCACCUUGAGUCCAGUUCAACAUCUUUUUGGAUUCGCUGGAGCCAACAUCUCCAUGGAGGAAUUAUUGGAGACUUCAGCGGGGUGUGCGCGCACGGAGGCGCCGUGUGGCUCCACAUGAACCGUGACAGAUUGAGUACUUUUUAUGGAAAUUGCUUGUAGAUUUGGUGAUUUGAGCUCAGCUGAGCAACAAACGGGCAGCAAUAAUACUAAUAUAAAUACCAGAGAGAGAAGGAGAGAGAGCGAGAGAGGGGGAGAAACGCCAGCGCCGGCGAUCUGUGCGUCUCUGCAAUAAGUGGCUGAUAAAAAGCAAUAAACCCUACGAGAUAAAGACAUUCAUCCGCGUUCUGCGCCAUGGGCGACGAAGCGUCAAACUUCAGGAGAAGCAGCAGGACCGGCGUCUCAUCCCCAGGAGCCCGCAGGACUGGCGAGGAUCACGGCAGAGCUUCUUGGAUUCUGGGCUGAAAUAAAGCGGAUCAGCGCAGGACACAAUGAGAUGAAUGGUUUCUGGACGAGCCGGCAUGAAAAACCACUGUGACAGUUUUUGAUGUUCUUCACAAAACAAGAUUCACAUCUGGGCUGUGCUGGACUUGGUCACUUUGUUCUGUCCUCUCUCAGAGAUCAAGUGGCAGAGAGGGACAUGAGACGUUUUGUGCUGGAAAUAAGUGAAUACAGCCAUAUUAUCUAAUCAAUAAGUUACGAGGGUAUCGAUCUUGGUUGUUUUUUUUUGCGUGUGUUUUGCACUAUGAUGGAACCACCACCAUGCCCGAAGAAGAGCCUGUCCCUGUCGCUCCCGGUUCCCCGGGAAGGACAGGCGACUCUGAAGCCUCCGCAGCAUCUCUGGAGACAGCCCCGCACCCCGAUCAAAAUCAAGCACCGGGGUUACUCCGACACCGACCGGCACCACGUCCGGCACAUGGAGCGCUCCGACGCCGUGGACACGAGCGACCGACCGGGGCUGAAAAAGUCUCGGAUGUCCUGGCCAUCCUCUUUCCACGGGACCACAAACACAUCCAUCGGAAAUUGCGUCGGGAACAAACGCUUCGAUUCGGAGAAUGGUCCUUCGCCGGGUCGCAGUCCCAUGGAUUCGCAGGCGAGUCCUGGGGUGGUGCUCCAUCCUUCCUUCCCCCAGAGUCAGCGCAGGGAGUCCUUCCUGUACCGCUCGGACUCCGACUAUGACACGUCCCCCAAAACCAUGUCGCGCAACUCCUCCGUCAACAGUGAGGGGCACGCCGAAGACAUGAUCGUCACCCCUUUCGCUCAGGUGUUGGCCAGCCUACGAACUGUAAGAAGCAACUUCACCAUCCUCGCCAAUGUCACAACACCCACUAACAAGAGGUCACCAGUGACAAGCCAACCCACUGUUCCCCAAGCUACACUCUCUGAGGAGACAUACCAGCAGAUGGCUCGGGAGACUCUGGAGGAGCUGGACUGGUGUCUGGACCAGCUGGAGACCGUUCAGACCCACCGCUCCGUCAGCGAGAUGGCCUCCAACAAGUUCAAGAGGAUGUUGAACAGGGAGCUGUCCCAUUUGUCAGAGAUGAGUCGCUCAGGGAACCAGGUGUCGGAAUACAUCUCCACUACCUUUCUAGAUAAGCAGAAUGAGGUGGACAUCCCGUCCCCGACCUUGAGGGAGCGGGAGAAGCCCAUGUGUCACAUCAGCGGUGUGAAGAAGCUCACGCACAGUUCCAGCCUUUGCAACUCCACCAUGCCUCGCUUCGGCGUGAAGACAGAACACGAGGAUGCAUUAGCCAGGGAGCUGAGCGACUUGAACAAGUGGGGCCUUAAUAUCUUUCGUGUGGCAGAAUUCUCUAAUAACAGACCCCUCAGCUGCACAAUGUUUGCCAUUUUCCAGGAGAGAGAUCUAUUGAAGACCUUUCGGAUCCCAGUGGACACAUUUGUCACCUAUGUAAUGACCCUGGAGGACCACUAUCAUGCCAAUGUGGCUUACCACAACAGCCUCCAUGCUGCAGAUGUCACUCAGUCAACUCACGUACUGCUGUCCACACCAGCUCUAGAUGCGGUGUUCACUGAUCUAGAGAUUCUAGCUGCGUUAUUUGCCGCUGCCAUCCACGAUGUGGAUCAUCCAGGAGUGUCCAACCAAUUCCUCAUAAACACCAACUCAGAGUUGGCCCUCAUGUAUAACGAUGAGUCUGUGUUGGAGAACCAUCACCUAGCUGUGGGCUUCAAGCUGCUGCACGAGGAAAACUGUGACAUCUUCCAGAACCUCAGCAAGAGGCAGAGACAGAGCCUGAGGAAACUCGUCAUCGAUAUGGUUUUGGCAACAGAUAUGUCAAAACACAUGAGUUUGUUGGCGGAUCUCAAGACGAUGGUGGAAACCAAGAAGGUGACAAGUUCUGGAGUACUGCUGCUCGACCAUUACAAUGAUCGGAUACAGGUUUUGAGGAACAUGGUGCACUGUGCUGACCUGAGCAAUCCUACGAAGCCCCUGGCCGUGUAUCGACAAUGGACGGAGAGAAUCAUGGAGGAGUUCUCCAGGCAGGGAGAUAAGGAGAGGGAGCGAGGGAUGGAGAUCAGUCCCAUGUGCGACAAACACACAGCAUCUGUGGAAAAGAGCCAGGUGGGAUUCAUCGACUACAUUGUCCACCCGCUGUGGGAGACAUGGGGCGACCUGGUGCAUCCUGAUGCUCAGGACAUCUUGGACACUCUGGAGGACAACAGGGACUGGUACCAGAGUAAUAUCCCACAAAGCCCCUCGCCACCUCCUGUUGACAAGGAUCUGAACGUCUGCAUGGACAAAUUUCAGUUUGAGCUCACCCUUGAAGACAGUUCUCCGAUAGAUCAGGGAGACGAGGGUGACAAGCCCACACCAAACCACGUGGUGCAGGUCAUUCAGGCAGAGGAGGAGGAUAAAAAAGAAGAAGAGGAAGAAACGAUGGCUGUGGAGGAAACUGAGGACACAAUAGAAGAAGAAGACGAGGUGGCGAUGGAUGAAGAGGAGUUGGGGGAUGAGCAGGAGGAGGAACUGAAGACUCAUCUGGAGGUGACAUUGGAAAAGGAGAGACUUUCUGACACAAGUCCUGUAGAGGAAGAGGAGGAUUCUUCUUCACAAGCUGAAGAUACAUGAGUUCUGCUCCUGCAUCUCCCUCCUCACUUGCACACAUUAACUUGUUCAUCCUUUCCAUGGCCAAACCAAGAACAAAUAAGACUGCAAUGACAAUACAGACCUUUAAAUAUAUUUUUCAAAAAGGGAAAAAAUUCAAAAUCGCUUAAAGAGAAGUUAAUUACACAGCAACUGUAGAUUUGGAGCGGCGACAAGUCCUUCGGCAUAUUUUCACGAUGAACUUUGAACUGAGGGGAAUUUAGAGGAGCAUUAUCGAAGGGCAACUGAAGACGGCGUAGCACUCUGGGACUGGAAAUGCACACACAAACACACAUGAAGUGACAUACGCACAUAUGAGACACAAGAGCAGGAGUCACAAAGAACACACCAAUGCAAUGUGUGUGUGCCUGCAUUUGUCGUGCGGGACAAUGUAGUUCCAUAUGUACACACACACACACACACACACUUGACUGUAUGUUUGUAUGUGUGCAUUUACAUGAGGGACCUUGAUCAGUAAAGAAUCUCUUUGGAAAAAGCCAUCUCUUAACGAAGUAUUAACUAGUGUCAGUCAGUAUUAGUAAUUCAUGUUUGUUAGAAUCUCACCAGAAACCGUUCUCCUCAGAAAAGCUACAGUCCAAGUGACUUUUUUUUUUCCAUUUCUGUCGGAAAGAAAAAAUUAGAGAAUCCACAGAGUUGGAGGAGGAAGAAAUACAAUUUAAGGAAAGGAAGAUGCUGCGACGAAGGGGCCUCCAGGUCCCAUACCCCUUUUCCCUUUACGAGGAGAGUGCUACUGGUUCAAGAUGGCUCUGUGCCUUUCUGAAACACCAGCUUCCUGAUUGGAGCUGUCGUGAAGCAAUGCAUUGUGGGACAGGAGUGUCUGGUUUUUGUUGUCAUUUUUGAUUGUCCCUCGUUCAAGAUCUCUCUUUAUUGUUCAUGGUAUUGUGGUGUGUUUCUCACACGUACAGUUUCUGUGGUGACAUGUUUUACGCUGUAAGUCUUCCUUUCGUUGCUCUUCUGGUGAUACAAUAACUCAGAACUCUAGAUGCAGAGCAAUCACUACCAUCACCACCAGAGCCCCCCCAGUGGACUCUUUCCAGCUUAUGGUUCUUUCUUAUUAGAAUGAUUUUUUUUUUUACUUUCUGAUAAUAAGCCAUGAGAUGCUUGGAAGCAUAAGUUUUGCCUAUUUUCUAUUUAACACUUGCUUAAUAUGUUGAUGGGAUAUUCAAUUAUUUCCUCAGCAGAACAAAUCUCCACUCACUCGCUCAUCCCACAUCCCACUUGCACUCGUGCGUUCACGUCUCCUCAUACUCAAACAGUUCUCGCCAAAGUAAAGGAUGAGAAACAUCGGUGCGUGGAGUGAUUUGAAGGAACGCUGAAGCCAGAAUGUCAGGGAAAGAAAGCGUGACACGGCCAAAAGGAUGUCUGAAAGUCCCUCAAAAUCCUUGUCAUGUUUGAUGCUUUUUUGCCUUAAUGUCAGAAGCAGGAUUCAUACCUGCGAGUAUGUAGAUUUCUAAGAUAUAUAAUAGAUAUCCCAGUAUAUUUAUAUCACGUCUGUUAAUUAUUUCUGUGAGUAUCAGUGAGUCUAUACACGAUGUAUCCAGCAUUGCAUUCAGAGGGGAUAGGGAAACAUUGCUGCCAAUUAGUUGUAAUGUUGUUUCUGUGUUUGGGCCAACAUUAAGAAUGUGUUGGGUUUUGUUUUUAUCAGGAUGGUGAAAUGACGACUUUAUUGCUACCUAGGGGGUGUGCGGAGAAAAUUAGCAAUUUGGAGUUUUACAGGUGAUGAAAAUGAAUAUGGACGUCCUUUUGUUUGGAAUCUGACCAGAUAUUCAUUCACUGACGUGAUGGAGUUAAAGCUUGUGUGAGUCUGUUUGCGUGGCUGGUUGUGUGUGUGGUCAUGAGUAAGCGGGUGAGUUACAGAAAGAGGUGGCAGGACGCUGAAGGUGUUGUCAUAUGUGUUGUGUGCAUUCACUCCCUGGCAUCAGCACAUGUCUUUGAACGGUGUUUAUAGGGUCCGAUCAGCACAGAUUAAAUAGGUCACAGUCUGUUUAGGUGUUUGUUUUCUCACAGGGUAAGACUAUUAAUAAUUAUUGUUGAGAAUGUUCUCAACACUCAUGUGAGUGUGGUUCUUUAGAGGGUAAGGGCAAGUUCCUGCAGGUCAGAAACUGAGCUCAUCUGAAGACGCCACAGCUCGGUGCAACAGUAGCCUGUGUGUUUGACCUGCUCCGUCGCAGAGCUGCCACCACACAGGUUUUCUUCUGGUGGAAUGGGAAUCCAGGAUUACUCUUGCAGUCACUAAGAAUAAAAAAAAGAUUCCCGUAUGCAUCAGCCUUUUACUUUUAACAAUGUUGCUUUGUUUUUGUGGCUUCUUGUUCUGUCAUAAGCUAUAAAAACAUUAAUAUUUAAUUGCCAUACAAACACGAUACUGUAGCAAUUGUUUCUUAUUAAGAAAAAUUAUUCAAUUGAUUGAUUGCUGCCAUUCUUUUUAAAUGAUGAAAAGAAAACCAUGGGAAGUGUUUUCUUUGAACAGUUUGUGUACAGUUUAUUUUUAUAUCAUUCUGGUGGAUGGUCUGGAAAAUGAAUCAUGUGUUUAUGACGAUAAUAGCUAUAAGCAUUACCACUCUUGUACAUAAUGUAAUAUUGGAUUGUAAAUUAUAAAUUUAUCCAAGUCCUAAUGAUUGAAAAAUAACCACUUGAGGUUGUUGAGUGAAACACUGAAGCACUGCAGGCCACAUCCUCACGUUUUCAUUCGUUAUAUUUUUGCUCACUUUUGCUCCAACAUUCUGUCACUUUUUUUAAAAUUGUGCACAUUUAUUGUUAAAAAAAUGAAUCCCUUUGUACCAGCACUUUAUUUCGUCAGGUUUUGAGGCAGACAGUGUGGGAUUGGGUUUGCUCAUUGGAUCGGUCACUUGUUGAUUUUCUUCCAUUGGACCAAACUACAAACCCUCAUUGUGCAGCAGUCAACGUUGACCCCUGUCUAGAGGCAUAAUCAAACCGACUAGUCCUUCUCUCCUUAAUAUCCAAGUGAGAUUGAACUUCUUUGUCUGAUAAAGUCAAACGCAGGCCGAUGGAGUCACAUACGAUGUGACGUGUUCAAAUAGAUGUCCUUAUUUGACUCUGGACUUCACCUCUGUUUCUUAGUAACUUUAAUUACUAGCCCGAGAGCCUCAAUGUCCGUCCCAUGGUGGCCUAACGAGCUGGUUCCCAUCAGACUGACUCCCUCUGAGAAUAAAUCUCUGGGCUUUAAUUCAUGUGUUUGUUCACAAAUAAGAACGAUUAUUCAAGGGAAAAAAACUACAUGAAAUGAUUGUAAUAUUUGUAAAUGAUCUUGCUGUAAUGUGUAAAAUGUGUCCAAGUUAUUUUUUAUUAUAUUAUUUUUAUGAACGUUUUUUUCCUCUUGACAGAGCUGAGGUGUCAUUUUGUGAAUAAAUGCAUUUAAUAAGCAAACAUCUAUAUAUAAAACUAUUAAAGUAUAUCAGUAUAUUUUUCUUUUAUUUCACUGUUCAGUACUGUAAAGUGUGUUAAAAAUACAAAUAAAGUAAGAUUUUUAUAUCAAAUGCAA